UAGUAUUAAACAGCUGUUUCCGGUGUGUGCUUGCGCUGUUAUGCUGCAGUUUAAUCGGCUUAUUGUUUAAAAUUAAACAAAGUGGGCACACAGUGCAGCGGUAAAACUAAGAGAUGGCAGUAUAGUCCAGCGAGCACACACGCUCAGUUAAGGCAGCGCAUAAUUGGAAUUUUCAACCCCCCAGGCAGAGAGAGAGAGUGUGUGAGUGCAACACCCUGUGCGUGACGCAGUUACACAACCCAGAGAAUAAGAGAAAACUAAAUUCUCAGUCUGGACGAGCAGUAGGCGCACAAACAACAACAACAGCAAUAAUAACAAUAGCUUCAAUAGCAAAACUCCUACACACACUAAAGCGCUGAAAGAGAAGGGUCAUCCAAGUUUCACUUUCUUUUGUUUUUUGUUUGGUAUUCCUAUCAUCAUGGUGGUGUCGGCGUCCACGUGCCGCACGGAGACAGUGUUUGACUACAGCUGGAAGCAUGUUGUGGUCUGCUAUUGGAAUCGUUAUCCUAAUCCCUCCAGCACGCAUGUUCUAACUGAGGACACCAUAAAUCGCGAAGUACGCGAUGGUAAAUUGUACUCAAGGCGGCUGUUGUCAAAGACCAAUCCAGUGCCCAAGUGGGGUGCACGUUUCUACAACAAUGUGCCGGUCAAAAUUGUUGAGGACUCUGUACUGGAUCCUGUAAAGAAAACCUUUACCACAUUCACGCGCAAUCUGGGCAUGAAGAAGAUUAUGAAAGUCGACGAGAUUGUUGUUUAUAGCGAACAAAAAGACGGCCGUACCUUGGCUGUACGCCGUGCCUAUAUCAGCUCGCAGGUCUUUGGCUUUUCGCGUGCCAUACGCGCUUUUGGCAUUGAACGCUUCAAAAGCAACGGCAACAAGGCAUCCAGUGGAUUUAACUACGUGCUCAAACGCAUGUUUCCACACCAUCAGCUUCUACCAUCAGCGGCGGCGACGCCAGUCACCGCUUCACCAGCUCCUGAACAAUUUAGCGAUGGCGCCGUAGCAACAACUACACAUAACAACACCAGCAGCAGCAGUAAAUCUGAGACGCUUAAGAGCACGGCUAAAAUUGGCUACGAGUUCUUCAAAUGUCAUGCGAGCAAAAUUGCGCAACUUUUCUCUGUGCGAAAUUGAUAAUGCGUGCAUUGGAAAAGGGAAAGUUGUUAGAGAUCUGUGGCGCUAGAAACGUUAGUAUACCGUUUAAGUUGUAUUCCAAACUAAAAAAAAUCACUUAACACUUUGCUGCAUUUCAUUCCGUCUGUUGAGCUUAACCAAUGGCAAUAACAACAACAACAACAGAGCGCCUCACAUAAUAUAACCGUAUGUGACUAUUAUUAUUAUUAAUUUUUAAGUGGAUUGUUUUACAUGUAAUAGGAAGAUUGUAUAAAAGAAAUUUG
Messenger RNA from Drosophila busckii, 1398 nucleotides. RefSeq names its product protein preli-like (gene prel). Lineage: Eukaryota; Metazoa; Arthropoda; Insecta; Diptera; Drosophilidae. Gene Ontology annotation, biological process: phospholipid transport. Gene Ontology annotation, molecular function: phosphatidic acid transfer activity. The transcript has 4 exons. The record is from RefSeq and is a predicted model, not a curated record. The coding region runs from base 419 to 1135 and encodes 238 amino acids. Gene Ontology annotation, cellular component: mitochondrial intermembrane space.